AUGGCUUGUUCUAGGAAUGAUGCCAGUACUGCCAUUAAAUUUUUGAAAAGGAAAAUUUUUGCUCGGUUUGUCGUUCCUAGAGUUCUUAUCAAUGAUGAGGGAUCUCAUUUUUGCAAUACUCAGCUAGCAAAAGUACUCAGGCAUUAUGGUGUGAGACAUAAAGUGGUUGCACCUUAUCAUUCGCAAACAAAUGGGCAAGCUAAGGUGUAUAAUAGGGAGAUAAAGAAGAUUUUGGAGAAGACAGUUGCUUCAUCAAGGAAGGAUUUGUCUCAUAAGUUAGAUGAUGCAAUCUGGGCAUACACGACUGCAAUGAAGACUGCUAUAGGACUAUCUCCUUUUCAGUUAGUCUAUGGAAAAACAUGUCAUUUGCCAGUGGAGAUGGAGUAUAGAGCUUUAUGGGCAAUAAAACUCUUGAACUUUGAUCCUUUUGACACUGCUAACAGAAGAAGAAGGCAAAUUCUUGAGCUUGAAGAGAUGUAUUUGCAUGCUUAUGAUUCUUCCAAGAAUUACAAAGAAAAGAUUUUCCCUAGAAAAUUGAAGUCUAAGUGGUCUGGGACGUUCACAAUAAAGGAUGUCAAACCACAUGGGGAAAUUGAAUUGUUACAUCCUACUUCUGAUGAUCCACAAAGAAGUUGGAUGGUUAAUGGGCAAAGUCUCAAGCAUUAUUUAGGUGGUGAGGUUGAACGCCUUUCCACAGUCUUGGAGUUGGUUGACCCUUGA
Messenger RNA from Vigna umbellata (rice bean), 720 nucleotides. NCBI's taxonomy places the organism in Eukaryota, Viridiplantae, Streptophyta, Magnoliopsida, Fabales, Fabaceae. The record is from RefSeq and is a predicted model, not a curated record.